GAAGUUUCACCAUUAGCACCACCGUCCGAUUUCUUAAUCUUCGCCGGAGUAGGUAUCAACUUAUGGGUUCCCACUCCAAGACCAAUACCGUGCACGUGGUGGCCGUGCCUUAUCCCGGCAGAGGCCACAUCAACCCUAUGAUGAACCUCUGCAAGUUAAUAAUUUCUGAUUACAACUUUCUCAUCACCUUCGUCAUCACAGAGGAAUGGUUAGGCUUCAUCGGAUCCGAGGUCAAGCCGCCUAAUAUUCGCUUCGCUACCAUUCCUAACGUCUUGCCCUCCGAGCUGGUUCGGGCAGCCAACAUGCCCACGUUCAUCGAGGCGGUUUUCACCAAAAUGGAGGAGCCGUUUGAGCAGCUUCUCACUCGGCUGGAGCCGCCGGCGACGCUCAUCAUAGCCGAUACGUUCCUAAAGUGGGUGGUUGACGUCGGUAAUCGGAGGAAUAUUCCGGUGGCGUCACUUUGGACGAUGCCGGCGUCGGUGUUUUCGAUCUUUUACCAUUUUGACCUUCUUGUCCAGAAUGGGCAUUUUCCCGCUGAAUUGGCCGACAGAGGAGAGGAGCGUGUAGACUACAUCCCCGGAAUUUCUUCAAUACGACUAGUAGACCUUCCGACAAUUAUCUACAGCAAGGAUCAAAGGCUCUUACGUUUGGCCCUCUUAGCUUUUCCCCAUGUAUCCAAAGCACAAUAUCUUCUGUUCACCUCCAUCUUUGAGCUUGAAUCGCAAGUAAUCAACGCUUUAAAACCGAAAUUUUCGAUUCCAAUCUAUUCUCUAGGCCCAGUGAUACCUUAUUUCAAUCUCAAAGACAAUUCCUCUUACACAACUAGCCACAGCAAUGAGGGUAACCAUAACCAUUUCAAAUGGUUAGACUCUCAACCUCCAAAUUCUGUAUUGUACGUAUCGCUGGGGAGCUUUCUUUCGGUUUCAAGUGCCCAAAUGGAAGAAAUUGCAGCAGGGUUGCACGAUAGUGGUGUACGCUAUUUGUGGGUGGCUCGUGGGGAUGCUUCGAGGUUGAACGAGAGGUGUGGUGAUUUGGGGAUGAUAGUACCCUGGUGUGACCAGUUGAAGGUGUUAUGCCAAUCUGCGGUAGGGGGAUUUUGGACUCAUUGUGGGUGGAAUUCUACGAUGGAAAGCGUUUUUGCAGGCGUACCCAUGCUUACUGUUCCUAUACUGAUGGAUCAAGUCCCGACCAGUAAGUUUAUUGUCGAAGAUUGGAAGCUGGGGUGGGAAUUGAAGAGAGAGAUGGGUGAGGAAAAUUUGCUGAAAAGAGAAGAAAUUGCUAAACUUGUGAAGAGAUUUAUGGAUUCGGAGAACACAGAGAGGACAGAAAUGCUGAGGAGGGCAAAGAAAUUUCAAGAAAUGUGUCAAGAAGCAAUUGCUGGAGGGGGAUCAUCUGAAAGAAACCUCACUGCUUUUAUUGGUAACAUUACACAAAGCUGAGUAUUCAGCUGAUUAAUGUACUUUGCUUAAGUGAGUGAAUUGGAAAAUUCAGUUGACAAGCUGAUGCUCUCUAUUUUUAUUUUUUGCUUCCCCUUUUGUGCACUUUAGGUGAUUCUUGG
This is a messenger RNA of Ilex paraguariensis (yerba mate), 1558 nucleotides long. Lineage: Eukaryota; Viridiplantae; Streptophyta; Magnoliopsida; Aquifoliales; Aquifoliaceae. The record is from the annotation of a GenBank genome assembly.